AUCAUUGAUCUUAGAACUAAGAAACAUGGCCAUGGCUAAGUCUUUGGUUGUGGUUUUGGUUCUCUUUUUACUUAGUUUUUUAGCUUAUUCUACAACUGUUUCUCAUGAUGGAAGAGCUCUUCUCAUUAAUGGCCAACGUAGGAUUAUCAUCUCUGGUUCAAUUCAUUAUCCCCGUUCUACUCCUGAGAUGUGGCCAGAAUUGAUUAAAAAGGCAAAAGAAGGAGGUCUAGAUGCAAUUGAAACUUAUGUUUUCUGGAAUGCUCAUGAGCCUGUUAAACGUCAGUAUAACUUUGAAGGCAAUCUAGACUUGGUUAGAUUUAUCAAAGAAAUUCAGAACGCUGGAUUAUAUGCAAUUGUUCGCAUUGGUCCUUAUGUUUGUGCAGAGUGGGAUUAUGGUGGCUUCCCUGCUUGGUUGAGGCAAAUCCCAGGGAUGGAAAUGAGAACUGAUAACAAACCCUUCAAGGAUGAGAUGCAAACAUUCACAACAUUGAUUGUGGAUAUGUUAAAGAAAGAAAACUUAUUGGCACCUCAAGGAGGACCAAUUAUACUCUCUCAGAUUGAGAAUGAGUAUGGAAACAUUCAAUCUGGAUAUGGAGCUGCUGCAAAAAACUACAUUGAAUGGUGUGCUAACAUGGCUCAAUCUCUAGACAUUGGUGUUCCAUGGAUUAUGUGCCAACAAGCUGAUGCACCGCAACCAAUGAUAAACACUUGCAAUGGAUUCUAUUGUCAUGAUUUUCAACCUAACAAUGCAAACAGUCCCAAGAUUUGGACUGAGAACUGGACUGGCUGGUUUAAGGAUUGGGACAAGCCAGACCCACAUAGACCGGCAGAAGAUGUAGCAUAUGCAGUGGCUAGGUUCUUUGAAACCAAUGGAACAGUGCAAAACUAUUACAUGUAUCAUGGAGGAACAAACUUUGGACGUACAUCAGGAGGACCAUAUAUCACUACUAGUUAUGAUUAUGAUGCUCCCCUUGAUGAAUAUGGAAAUAUAAGGCAACCAAAAUGGGGACACUUGAAGGCGCUUCAUGCAGCGUUGAAAAUCAUGGAGAAAGCUCUUGUUUAUGGCAACUACAACUCUACACAACUUGAAAACGGAGUUCAAAUCACUGAAUUCACUGGAAAAGGUAUCACACCAGGUUGCUUCAUUUCAAACUCAAACACCACUCUUGAUGCAACUGUAAAAUACCAUGGUCAAAACUACUUUGUCCCUGCAUCCUCUGUCAGUAUUCUUCCAGAGUGCAAAGAAGAAGUUUACAACACUGCUAAGGUGAACACUCAAACAUCAAUAAUGGUGAAGAAGAGAAGCCAGGCUGAAGAUGAGCCUGAAGAACUAAGUUGGUCAUGGAGACCAGAGGAAAUGACAAGCACUCUCAAAGGAGCUCUAGGGAACUUUAGUGAUCACAAGCUUUUAGACCAGAUUAUUGGCAGUGGUGAUAAAAGUGACUACUUGUGGUACAUGAAUACUUUUGAUCAUCCUUAUGAUAUGGACAUGACUCUGCAAGUUGCUACUCAAGGUCAUGUUCUUCAUGCAUUUCUUAAUGGGGAUCACGUUGGAUCUCAAUAUGCAGCUGAUGGAAAUUUCAGCUUUACAUUUGAAGCUGGUGUGAAAAUCAAAAAAGGGAAAAACUAUAUUUCAUUGCUUAGUGGCACAAUUGGUCAUGCGAAUUAUGGUGCUCGUUUUGAAUUGGUUCCGACCGGAAUUGCCGGCGGGCCAGUGUUCCUCAUAGGAGAUGGUGGUAUGAAACAUGAUUUAUCAUCUGAAUUGUGGGCAUACAAGGUUGGAUUGAAUGGUGAGGAUAAUGAAAUAUAUAUGGAUAACCCUAAUGACAAAUGGUACACUGAUUCCGUCCCUUCCAUGAGACCCUUCACUUGGUACAAGACAACCUUCAAGGCUCCUCUUGGAACUGAGGCAGUGGUGGUGAACUUGGAAGGCAUGGGAAAGGGAGUAGCAUGGGUGAAUGGCAAUAACCUUGGGAGAUAUUGGCCAACCACCAUUGCAAACAAUCAAGGUUGCGAGCUGUGUGAUUAUGACAACCAUACAGUCCCUGAUGACCAUUGUCGAACUGGUUGUGGCGAGCCUGGUCAAAUUUGGUAUCAUGUACCAAGAUCAUUCCUCAAAGAAGGAGAGCCAAACACUUUAAUAUUGUUUGAAGAGGCCGGUGGAGAACCAUUCAAUGUGAACUUCCAGACAAUGGUGGUCGGAACCGUCUGCGGGCAUGUCGAAGAAGGAAAAACCCUAACUUUGUCUUGCCAAGGAACUAGAACUAUUUCAAAUGUUGAGUUUGCAAGCUUUGGUAAUCCUGUUGGCAUGUGUGGUGCAUUCCAGAAGGGAACUUGUGACUCUCAAAUUGCUCUUGAUGCAAUCCAAAAGGCAUGUGUUGGAAAGAUGGCGUGCUCGAUCAAAGGAUCGGCGAGAGUGCUCGGUGACUCUGAAUGCAAGAACAUGCCUGUGAGCUUGGCUGUUCAAGCAGUCUGCUCUUGAUCAGCUUCAUUUACUUAAGUAGUUCUUUCAUUUAGGUUGUUUUUAAGUGUCUUUUUUUAUUUUUUUCCUAAGUUAUUUGAGGUUUGUUCCUUUUGAGUUAGAUUUUAU
Messenger RNA from Dioscorea cayenensis subsp. rotundata (Guinea yam), 2590 nucleotides. Its product is annotated as beta-galactosidase 15-like. Gene Ontology annotation, biological process: carbohydrate metabolic process. The record is from RefSeq and is a predicted model, not a curated record. Gene Ontology annotation, cellular component: cell wall; vacuole. Gene Ontology annotation, molecular function: carbohydrate binding; beta-galactosidase activity. NCBI's taxonomy places the organism in Eukaryota, Viridiplantae, Streptophyta, Magnoliopsida, Dioscoreales, Dioscoreaceae.